Bemisia tabaci is the source of this 2308-nucleotide messenger RNA. RefSeq lists its product as uncharacterized. Gene Ontology annotation, cellular component: membrane. The record is from RefSeq and is a predicted model, not a curated record. NCBI's taxonomy places the organism in Eukaryota, Metazoa, Arthropoda, Insecta, Hemiptera, Aleyrodidae.
CCUAGGAGACCCAGACGGAGCCUAACCUCAAAGUUCCGGCCCCCAUCGUCUUCCUCCUUCACAGUCGAUUAAUAGUCAAAGGGCCCGCUGGAGCCAGGUUCGGGGUUCGAGUCCUUGGUUCGGUGACACGGUGAGUUGUGACGGAUUCGCGCGGCAAAGUUCACCACCGACGCCUCCGGCGACUGUCGCUUCCGAUAGUUUGCGCUCCAUUUCGCUCCACAUCCUCAUUCGACGCGGAAAAAAUUUUUGCCCUUGAGAUACUGAAAACGCCUUAGAGAUUUCAAAAACGUACAAAUUUUAUUUAAUUUUUUGUGUCUUUUUCAGUUUUGGGCCUCCCAAAAAGUUAAGGUGAUUUGUGUUUUUCUUCUGUGUUUUGAAUAGUCAAGAGUCGAUGACCACGGUAUAACUGGAAUUUCUAAGCGAUGGAAUAUUGAAAACGCUGUAGAGAUUUCCAAAACAUAUGCAUUUUAUUUAAUUUUUUUCCGUGUAUGGAUACCUGUGGUAUCCCGGUGUGUGGAACAGUCAAAAGUUUAUGAUCGCAAGUGUUGGGAUAUGUGAGGGCUUCUUUCGGGGUUUUUUGUGAUUUUAUAAGGCUAACAACUUUUUUAAGACAUUAUUAUUUUUGUGGGUGAGUGUUCUUGCAAGUCAAUGAAUACGCGGACUUUAAUGCGCACUGAGAGGAUUAUUUUAAAAAAUUCUUGCUUGAGCUUCGAUAAAAUAUUUUUCAUGAAAGUGAACAUUUUCUCAGUAUGCUUUAAAAAAUUGGCGUGUUAGUUUUUCGAGAGUUUUUCACAAGAGGGGACAUUCAUUCGUUCUUCAAAAAAAUAGUCUCUCAUGAGUGAAGUCUAAUGAACAUAUUCUAUCGGUCAACGCAAUUAAGAAGUCAAUAUCGGCCAGUCAUUCUUUUUUCUUUCGUAGAAUAUUUUCAUUCAAAUGCCAUCAUUGUUCAAAAAUGUUUUAAGGAUAAAACGAAAGCUUUUUGCCUUGUGUGUUGGAAUCAUGUUGAACCGAUGAUUGGCUUCUAAAUAUUCCUCACUUUCUGAAUGUCACAUUAAAAUCGUGCUGUUAUAAAAUAUGAGAACUAUCCAAUUUUAAACCGUUCGACACCACCGGUGUAGUCAGGUUGAAGUUUCCCCCCUUAAUCAAUUCAGAACAUUUGAGCGUGCUCUGUCCACGAAAUAAAAACCAUAUUGGACUUUUAUGAUGUUGAAAAGAAGUUUAAUUUUGGUGCUAGUGCUUAACUGUGCGACGAAAGGCUUAAGUCACCAAGAUAGCUACUUGAGGGAAGCCAAAAAGACCUGUGCUCGAACCGCUGGCGCCUCCUUAUCCUGUCUCAAGUACGAGUUGCUCCUGUUCUUUCAUAGAAUUCUCACGACGAAACAACGGAAUACUCAAGUUGAUUCUUUGAAGUUGGUCAGCCUGCCGCGCCGACUACAAUCCGAUGAGAAUUUUUCACUUUUCGCCUCCACACCCUCUGCUGAAAGGAGGGACAAGGGGGGCACUGCUACGCCCUCGGAAUGGGGGAAGUUGGUGGGGUUCCUGGACCGAGAAGCCUCACAAUUUGUGGCGACGCACGGGCUCCAAAUCCCUCUGCCAAACUGGGCCGCUAAUCUACCCCUCCUCUUCUUCAAAGUCUACCAGAGUCCUGCUCACCCCUCUCCACGUUCAGGUUCAGACCCAGACUCAGGCGCAGAGGACCCAGACCGCCGCGGAUCGACGACCGGAAGCUACAAGAAGUUCUACCUGCUGUUCCCUCUGAUCGCGGUCUUCAAGUUCCUCAUCAUCAAGCUUCUCCUCAUCCCGAUCCUCAUCGGCGUGUUCGCCAUCAAGAAGAUGCUCGUGGCGGCGGCCAUGGCCCUGCCCACCCUCCUCCAGCUCUUCCGCUGCCCCCGCAACCCCCUCGUCCCUGGGGCCCCCGGAGCCGGAGGGCUCCCACCCUUGCCCGCCGGGAACCUCGUGGGCCUCCUCCCGGCCGCCUAUCAGGGCUACACCGCCACCGCCUCCGCCGUCGCUGAGCCCCUGGUCACCGACUACUCCCACUACGGCUACCCCGCGCGCCUACACCCCCCGCCUCACGCGCUCUAUGCUCAUCCGCAUCCCCAUCCCCAUCACGCACAGUGGGAGAACCUUAAAAACUACAAGUCUCAUGAGCUUGACUGAGGCUCGUACGACACCCAGGGGACUGAUCAUUGAAAUUGAUAGAUAAAGCAAUAGACAAAGAAGACAAAAAAAGAUAUGGAUGGAUUAGUGAACGCGGGUGGUUGUAAUGGACAAAGGACGAAGGUAAUAGACUAACUAACGGCAACUC